CUGGGGGCGGGAAGCGCUGAGGCGGCGGCGCCGCCAUUUUGUGCUGAAGCUGCCUCAGGAUGGAGUCGAAACCCGAACCGGAGCUGGCCGUCGCCCCCCGAGCCUUCAGACUCACCGCCCCGCCACGGAGCGCCGCUUCACACACCCCUCCGCACCGCUGGCAGCGCUGAACGGCCUCAUGGAGCACAGCGGACGCGAACGCGCCGGGCCCGGCCCCGGCUUGGGAUGGGCCCGACUGGGCCUGGCCGCGGCCUGGCCGAAGCUGGCGGCGCCCAGCGCGGCGCCCGCCGGCGGCUCGUCCCAGGCGAGCCCGCCCUUCUCGUGGCUGCGCGUGGUGUCGCAGCUGCUGUCGCCGCUGCCCGCCCUCCUGCAGCGGCUGCUGCCCGGCGCCGCGCUGAGCUCCGCGCUCUGCCCCGCCAAGGCACCGCCGCCGCUGGUGCUGCUGCCCAAGGACGCCUCGCUGGACUGGAGCGAGGAGGAGCCCCCUGAGAAGCGGCCGGAGGGCGGCCCGGAGCCGCCGGCGGGGCUGUGGGGAGCGGGACUGGUGAGGAGCAGCCUGGGAGCCCUUCCUGUGGGUUGGUACGUGCUGAGCUUGGAGCAGGGCAAGAGCCACCUGCCGCAGCCGCUGCGAGCCGAGGGCUUGCCCGAGGCUGAAUUCCUGCGCAGCAAGCGCCUGGCGUUCCUCCAGCGCUGGCAUCUGCCCGUGCCCGACCCCGACCACGGCUACCACAGCCUGGAGGAGGAGCAGCAGCAGCAGCACAGGGGGGUCCGCCGGGAAACUGGGGAGCAGCGCGGCGAUAGCGGGGACUCAGAGCAGCCCGAGGAUGCGGGGACGCGGCCCGGAGGUGUCCCCGGGCAGCAGGAGCGGCUCCGGGGUGCGGCUGAGGAGGGGGAAGCCUCGGCUGAAGAGGAACGUGAGGACUCGGAAACGGAGCAAGACUUGCCGGUUUCCACCCGACCUGCCUGUGCGAAUAAAUUAAUCGAUUAUAUCAUCGGGGGAGUAUCCAGCGGGGAGGAGAGUGAGGGUGAGGAUGACUGGGAUGAUGGUGGUGAUGGUGGUGAUGAAGAUGAUGAUGACGGGUUUGACAGCGAGGAGCUGCCCUCGGACUCAGACGCCGGCAGCCAGGACGGGGAGAGGCUCCAUCUGUGGAAUUCCUUCUACAGCUUGGAUCCCUACAACCCUCAGAACUUCACAGCCACCAUCCAGACGUCUUCCAGCGAGCCGGGAAAGGGAAUGUCGGACGUGGAGGAAGAGGAGGAGGAGGAGGAGGAGGAGGAAGACUCGUGGGCAGAGUCCUCCGAGGGCUCUCCUAGUUGCGAGGAGGACGAGUGGGACUGUGAGAGCGUGGAUGAGGGGGAGAGCUUGAAACUUUGGAACUCGUUCUGUAGCUCGGACGAUCCGUAUAACCCCUUAAAUUUCACGGCGGCCUUUCAGACAGCGGAGAAAAAAGGGACGCCGGGUUUGCAAGGGCCAGAGAGGGCGAGUUCUGUCACCUCGGAGCGUUUCGGCGUGUGCAGGGCACAGCUGGAAAAACACAACUGCGGCAGCACUGAGCUGGGGCAGAGCAGGGAGAAAACCACCAGCUCCAAGCGGAAAAAGGUGACAUUCCAGGAGGAGGUGACAGAGUAUUACAUCAGCAGCGAGGAGGAUCGCCGGGGGCCCUGGGAGGAGCUGGCCCGGGACGGCUGCAGGUUCCAGAAACGCAUCCAGGAGACCGAGGAGGCCAUCGGCUUCUGCCUGAGCAGCGAGCACAGGCUCAGGGUGUUGCACAGGCUCCAGCAGUCCCAAUCCCACAGGACUGAGCCCUGCUAGAGCCCCUUCAGCCUCCUGCACUUUGCCUGACCCGUGAUCAGUGACUCCUCCACCACGAGUGGCAGCUGCAUGUCUGAAAUGGGGAGAAAAAACGGGAUUUUAUUCCCCCUUUUUUUUCCCGGUUUGAUAUUCAACAAAUCCUCCUUUUGCUAUCCGGAUGGAAGCUCCCUGAAGAGGGUGCUCUAAUUGCAUUCCUGUUAAUUAGCACUUGACACAAGCAGACUGCUUGGGGUUCCACCCGUUCCCCAAAAAAAGCCUUUUCCUGCCCUGCCUUGGGGAGUCUGGGGACUGUUCUGUUGGAUUUUUGCACUUUGGAAAAGAAAAAAAAACAAAAAAAAAAACAAAGCAAAACCUAUUUUGAAGGAAAUAUUUAUGGGGUUCAUUCCCUGGAAUUGCAGUUUUGAUUUAAAAUUCCCUGAGGGAUGUGCAGGUGAGGAUUUUUUUUUGUGUUUCUCCAUUUUUUUUUCCAGCUUCUCCAAAAGCCUCAUUUUUAAAAAUUCCUUUUUUUAAGGGAUUUUUUCCCCCCUUUUUUUUUUGCUUGGAAUAAUCCAAUGUUUGUUCCUUAAGGUUGGAAUAUUCCAGCCAAGCUUUUGGGUUGAUUGAUUGAUUGAAAUAAUUCCAUUUUCCAGGAUUAUUCCAAAGGGUUCUGGCUGCUGGUCCAACAAAUCCCUUGGUUUUUAGGGCAAGGAAAUUCCUCAUCCCAAUUAAUAAUUCAAAUUUCACGAGGCUGUGGAUGAUGCUUGAAUUUAGGGAACAAAAUUUCUGAAUUAUUUCAUUAAUCUUUGCUGUAAUUCUGCUUUGGGAGAGAUUUUUUUAUUGGAUUUUUUUUUAGAUCCAAUCUGCUUGUCCCGAUAAUUUUCUUGGAUUUAAGGAAAUUAUCUUGGAUUUAAGGACAUUUAAAAGCAAAAAUUCCUCGUUUUUCUUUCCCAAAAAAAAAAAAAAAAUCAGUAUUAACUCUUUGUGUCUGCACUGGGGGGUCACAAAAACAUUUCAGUGAGGAGACAAAACUUUAUUUAUAUUCUUAAUUUAAAAUAUUGCAUUAUCAAAUCAAAACCAUCGAGGGGAAAAAGGGGCUUGGAGCUGGAGGUUGCUGUGGGAAUUUUCCAAGCAGGGACUAAAAAUGGAAAAAAAAUCAAUAUUUGCACAAAGCUGGGUCAAUAAAUCAAUUAUUUGUUCAGCU
Molecule: messenger RNA, 2993 nt
Organism: Motacilla alba alba
Lineage: Eukaryota; Metazoa; Chordata; Aves; Passeriformes; Motacillidae
Gene: PPP1R15B
Product: protein phosphatase 1 regulatory subunit 15B
Exons: 2
Coding region: 179-1813 (544 amino acids)
Biological process (GO): response to endoplasmic reticulum stress
Cellular component (GO): endoplasmic reticulum; protein phosphatase type 1 complex
Molecular function (GO): protein phosphatase regulator activity
Source: RefSeq, a predicted model, not a curated record